Naegleria gruberi is the source of this 327-nucleotide messenger RNA. RefSeq lists its product as uncharacterized. Lineage: Eukaryota; Heterolobosea; Eutetramitea; Acrasida; Naegleriidae. The coding region runs from base 1 to 327 and encodes 108 amino acids. The record is from RefSeq and is a predicted model, not a curated record. The transcript has a single exon.
AUGCAACAACAUUUACAAUCUUCUGAUUCAGCAAUUGUCAGACCUGAAGGCGAAGAAUUGACAGAUGAGGAAUUGAAAACUAUUCACGAAGCUAUCCACAACUCAACAAUUUCAUCAGUCACAAUUAAGGGUUCUGAAUAUGAAAUUACAACUAAUGAUGGUGCCUGUAGAUUUGUUCGUAUUGGAGAAAUUGUUUAUAUCGAACAAAACAAGGACAAAAAGACAAAAUAUGCCAAAAUGGCUCUCGAAGGAAGAAAGAUUACUUGGAUAACACACAAAGGAAAGUGGGGCUUAAUCGUUGAUGACGAAAUAAAGAGAUCAAUGUAA